Ipomoea nil (Japanese morning glory) is the source of this 2055-nucleotide messenger RNA. RefSeq lists its product as uncharacterized. NCBI's taxonomy places the organism in Eukaryota, Viridiplantae, Streptophyta, Magnoliopsida, Solanales, Convolvulaceae. Bases 548 to 1879 code for a protein of 443 amino acids. The transcript has 7 exons. The record is from RefSeq and is a predicted model, not a curated record.
UAAUCACCUCUCUCUCUCUCUCUCUACCUAUACAUACACAUAUACACAUAUAUCAGCUCCAUCCCCUUUCAAAUUUAACCUGUUCAGUUCAACCCUAUCUAGACCAAACUAAAUUAAACCCAUCAAUUAUUAUAUAUAAAUAUAUAUAUUUGGAUAUAAAUUCCAUGCAGAGAUGGUGAUAUAUAAUAUCAAUCAUGAUGAAGCUGCAGAUGUUUGGGGUUUUGUGCUAGCUAUCUAGUUACUGUUCUUCAUUCAUUUCCUCCUUCUUAAUUCUGCUUCACCCACCUCUCUUCAUUCAUUUCUGUCAACACUUAAAUCACUAUAUAUAUAUAUAUAUUAAAUACAAAAGUCAUUUUCUGGAUUUUCUUCAAUUUCAAUUCCCUGUUCGUUAGUUGGUGAUCGAUAUUAAGGCCGGGGAGCUUUCAGCUUUAAUUUGUGGUUAGCAGUUGGGAAUUCCAUCUCUUAAUGGGUUUCUAGUUUGCUUUCUUUCAGACCCUUUUUUGAUCUCCUUUCUUUCUGGGCUUAAAGAAAUUCUUAUUCUUUUGUUAUGGCAAUGAAUGAAAUGGUCAUUUUUGGAAGAAGAAGAAGAUCUUCUUCUUCUGUUUUUCUGGUGCCAUUUUUUCUUUGGUUCUUCUGGCAAAGGUCUCAGGCUGUUGAGACCCAAACCUUCAACUACACAAGAUACAGACAUGUCAGCAGCUUAAGGCUUGAUAGGAUUGAGAAGCAUCUUGACAAGAUCAACAAACCCCCAGUUCUCACCAUUCAGAGCCCAGAUGGAGAUAUCAUUGAUUGUGUUCAUAAAAGAAAACAGCCAGCUCUAGAUCAUCCUCUUCUCAAGAAUCACAAGAUCCAGAGAGAUCCGCCGGAAAUGCCGAGGAUGAAAACGGUGAAAGAGGAUGCGGUGAGAGAUGAGACGAUGAAGAAUAGUAGCGGCGGCGGCGGCGUGCCGCAGCUGUGGCACCGGAACGGGCUGCGCUGCCCCAAAGGCACGGUGCCGAUACGGCGGAGCACGGUGCACGAUGUGUUGAGGGCCAAGUCUCUUUACGACUUUGGGAAAAAACAACGGCGAUAUGUGCCGCUUGACCGCCGUGUUGAUGCGCCGGACGGUGUUAGCGCCAAUGGCCAUGAGCAUGCAAUCGCGUACACCGGAGCCUCGCAGGAUAUAUACGGAGCGAAGGCGACGAUUAACGUGUGGGACCCAUCCAUUGAGAUAGGCAACGAGUUCAGCCUCUCCCAGAUCUGGGUACUCUCGGGAUCUUUCGACGGCUCAGAUCUCAACAGCAUAGAAGCUGGCUGGCAGGUUAGUCCGGAGCUGUAUGGUGAUAACAGGCCUAGAUUGUUCACUUAUUGGACGAGUGAUGCAUAUCAAGCAACCGGAUGCUACAAUCUUUUGUGUUCUGGAUUUGUGCAAACAAAUAAUAGAAUUGCAAUCGGUGCUGCCAUUUCUCCCGUAUCUGCCAUUGAUGGAAGCCAAUAUGACAUCACCAUCCUCAUAUGGAAGGACCCAAAGAUUGGGAAUUGGUGGAUGGGCUUUGGUGACAACACUUUAGUGGGCUACUGGCCCGCGGAGCUAUUCACGCACUUGGCGGAUCGGGCCACCAUGGUGGAGUGGGGAGGAGAGGUGGUGAACUCUCGGGCCACGGGCGAACACACAUCCACCCAAAUGGGCUCGGGCUAUUACGCAGAAGAAGGGUUUAGAAAGGCGAGCUAUUUCCGAAACCUUGAAGUUGUAGAUUCCGAUAACAGUCUCAGCUCGGUUCAAGGCAUAUCCACACUUGCAGAGAACACUAAUUGUUAUGACAUCAAGAGCUCUUACAGUAGCGACUGGGGAACCCAUUUCUACUAUGGCGGGCCGGGAAGAAGCCCGAAUUGUGCUUAAUUUGUAUGUUUAGUACCGAAUAUAAAAUUUGUUUAUGAGAGAAAAGUCUCUACUAGCUAGUAUUCUAGCAAUUUUAUUUUUCUUAGAUUUUGCUGUUUCCAACCUUGUUUAUGCUCUUAUUCCAAAUUGCUUGUCUAUGUUAUGUAUGUAUGUAUUUGAUUAUAUUAUUAUUUUGU